GCUCUUAAGUUCUCAAGGGACAGGGUGUAGCCGUGUUGCCGGUGCAGUGCCGACUCCGUUCGAAUUUUGACCCAUGGAAAGGUCUGAUGGAAACCGCCCUGGCUCUGGAGGGAGUCGCCCAGGCUCUCGUGGGGCUUUGGGGAUUGCAGGGGCCAGCAUCAGUGUCAAGGAGUCUUUGGAGAUUUUGCAGAAUGCUUCUAAAUCAAGUGAGAAAGCACUUGAAGUUCAGAAAGAAGCCAGAGCUGCAGUGGCAAGUAUGAAAGAAGCCUCUGCCAAAUUUGAACAAACCGUGGCUGAAGCGGAAAAAACAUGUCAAAAAGGGAGCAGUUUGGAUGAAAAAUGGGAAGAAUUCAAAGCAAAAUUUGAAGCUCUGAACCGCAUGGCGGUGGAAAAGAUUAUGGGUCUAGGAGGUGGUUCCUCUUCAGAUCUCCGUCCAGCAGACCGUAUUUCGGUGGCACGUGUAGCACAAGUUCUGAGGCGAUCUCAGAAUUUGGUGGUGCUUACCGGUGCUGGAAUCAGUGCAGAAAGUGGCAUCCCCACCUUUCGAGGAGCCGAUGGCUUUUGGACGGUGGGCUCCAAACAUUACCAGCCGCAGGAGCUGGCUACCUGGGAGAAGUACAAUGAAAUGCCUGCUGAGUUAUGGAGGUGGUAUCAGUACAGAUGGGGCAUUUGCCGCAAGGCCAAACCGAAUCCAGGUCAUACCUCUGUGGUGGAGCUUCAGAGACUUGCUGAAGGAGAUUUCAUGUUGGUCACCCAAAACGUGGAUGGAUUGCAUUUGCAAGCUGGCACAGAUCGCAGCAAACUUUGCGAGAUUCAUGGCCGGAUCGAUGAAAUGCGAUGUGAUGAGAGGAUCGAGGGGUCAUGUUUGUACAAGCUUGAUCUCAACAACAUUGCCAAUUUGGAUCGUGCUCGGGCAACAGUGAUGCCGACACCUGAGCCAGCCAAGGACGAGAAGGAGGAGUGCCUGCCUCUUUGUCCGAAAUGUGGGGUCCGACAGAGGCCCAAAAUCUUGUGGUUUGAUGAAACUUACAACGAAGCAUUCUUCAAGUGGAACACAGUCAUGGAGAAGAUGGAGCGUUGCGAUGUUUUGUUGAUAGUUGGCACUCAGUUAACAACUGGAGGGCCUCGAUCAAUGGUGCGUGCAGCCCAGAAAGCAGGUGCCAUCAUCAUCAGAGUAGACCCAGAGGUUGAUUUGAAGGAUGACUCAACAGCAGGCAUGCUCCAUUUGCAAGGGAAAAGUGGUGAAGUUCUGCCAGAUUUGGUGAAGGAGGUGGCAAGACUCCGCAAGGAGCCAUUGAUGCCACGCCUUGCCGCGAUGGCUGACCUUCCGCCGAUUCCAGAAGCGCCUUCUGCCCCAGCGGCCGCAUCUGCGGCGCCCUCUGCGCCGUCGCUGUCUCGCACUGCAACGCGUGGCACAUCUACACCCGCCGCGGCGAGGAAAUCAAUGGCACCAAGAGCACCAAGCCCUGCCACUAGAGCUCCCAGCCCCGGCAUGAAGACUCCAUCCCGGCCAGCUGCAAGUGCUAGCUCGAGCAGUUCAGCAUCUCCGCCAGCCCGGGCUCCUUCACGACGGAAAGGGCGGGCAGCCUCUGACCGAGGGCAGAUCCCCACAGGUUUCUUUGUGUAUGGGACUCUGCGCCCUGAUGACGAUUCAAAGGCUUCAUGGACCAAGUCAUUCAAUGAAGGUCUGGAAGCAGAAGUUGCCUAUUUGCCAGGUGCUUCCUUGUACAUUGAUGGCCGCUACCCUGCAGUUUGUUUUGAGCAAACCAGUUGCUCAGUCAGGGGAAUGCUGCUGAAGCCGGCGGCAGGAGGAAGUGGUGCUGGUUUGCUUGCUUCAAAGCUCACCGAGGCUGACCAAAUCGAAGGCUACCCGGAUUUGUACAGCAGAACAGUUGCGACUGUAUUGACUGAUCGUGGGGUGACCUGCCCCGCCUAUGUCUACCACCGAACAGGGAAAUUUGACCGCACCAGCUGCCAACGCAUUGCUGAUGGAGACUGGCUUUCCCGUGUGAGGUCUGGCCCUGCACUUCUUCCUUAGGAAAAGUGCAGUGUUUGAAGACAUUUGCUUCACAACGGCACUAUGUAAAAAGAUACUUCAGUGGUCAUGGCUCCUGCUUUCGCAAUUUUGGUGCCGCGCCUCGCUAUGCUAUGCACCUGGGGCCACUUCAUACCGAGACCAAAAUUUGCCACCUUCUCGCAGCUUGAGCUUGUACAGAAGUUCGUAUCCUAUGCUAGCAAGGAUGUGCCGAGACUGGCAGCUGCAUGCAAAAGGGA
Cladocopium goreaui is the source of this 2274-nucleotide messenger RNA. The record is from the annotation of a GenBank genome assembly. NCBI's taxonomy places the organism in Eukaryota, Dinophyceae, Suessiales, Symbiodiniaceae.